This is a messenger RNA of Ornithodoros turicata, 1542 nucleotides long. RefSeq names its product GDP-fucose protein O-fucosyltransferase 1-like. The record is from RefSeq and is a predicted model, not a curated record. Lineage: Eukaryota; Metazoa; Arthropoda; Arachnida; Ixodida; Argasidae. Gene Ontology annotation, biological process: Notch signaling pathway; protein O-linked glycosylation via fucose. The coding region runs from base 47 to 1255 and encodes 402 amino acids. The transcript has 7 exons. Gene Ontology annotation, molecular function: peptide-O-fucosyltransferase activity.
CGGGCAACGCUGCUUGUCUGUGUGAUUUGCAUUUGUCACAUACGACAUGGCAGGCCGCGUGGCUGGCGUGGCGCCAAAGUCGAAUAUGGCGGCUUCCAGGCUGUUCGUUGCUUUCCGGUUUCAUUCAUUAUUCGUUUUGAUAUGUGAAAGCUUAUUGCAUUGGCAGCUAACAGGAGCCACGCAUAAUGGAUACGUUAUGUACUGUCCGUGCAUGGGGAGGUUCGGAAAUCAAGCAGAUCACUUUCUUGGAGCCCUGGCCUUCGCUCGUGGGAUCAACCGCACACUUGUGUUGCCUCCAUGGGUGGAAUACAGGACAGGCGAACCCAAAUCAGUACAAGUUCCCUUUGACACUUACUUCAAAGUAAAACCACUACAAGCAUAUCACGAUGUAAUUACCAUGGAGAAAUUUAUGAAAGAGUUGGCUCCUUCUAUUUGGCCUCCAGGCAAGAGGACAGUGUUUUGUUACCAGAAAAGAGGUGAAAGUGAAUCAUGCAACGCCAAGGAGGGCAAUCCGUUCGGACCCUUCUGGGACACAUUCAACAUAGAUUUCGAUGCGUCUGAGUUCUAUGGACCAUUGCAGUACGACAUUCAUUACGGUGACAUGGCCCAAUUAUGGAACAAACGGUACCCUGCAAGCGAGUACCCUGUGCUUGCCUUCAUGGGAGCGCCAGCAUCAUUUCCAGUGCAAGAGGAAAAUCUGGCCCUUCAUUCGCAUCUCAUGUGGAGCGACAUGGUUUUGAACAGGGCAAAACAUUUCAUCAGGACUGUCCUACCUAAGGGCCCCUUUGUGGGGAUCCACUUGAGGAAUGGAGUAGAUUGGUCUAGGGCAUGUGAACACGUAGAGGGUAGCCCACUGCUGUUUUCUGCUCCACAGUGUGCUGGCUACCAUGGUGAAAAAGGAUCCAUCAACGCCGAAGUCUGCUUCCCAUCGAAGGAUACCGUAUUGAAGCAGAUCAGACGAGUCGUCAGAGCCCUCAAGGCCAGAGCUGUGUUUGUGGCGUCCGAUAACAACCACAUGAUAACAGAUAUCACUGAAGCACUCAAGCUACACAAGGUGCAAGCAUACAAGUACGAAAGCAGCAAUCCUCAUGUGGACCUCGCAAUUCUAGGCCUUGCAAACCACUUUGUGGGGAACUGCGUCUCAUCCUUCAGUGCCUUUGCCAAACGUGAACGUGAUGUGAACGGAUUGUCCAGCUCCUUCUGGGCAUUCUCACCUGCACAAGGAGGAACACAGGCAGGCCAUGACGAGCUGUGAUUAUGUACGGCAGAUCUGAAAGCUGCAGUGCGCAAAUGGGACACUUGGCCUCCACAGCACACGGAGGUAUCCUGGCGGAUUGAGCUCUGAACAUACAGAGAGGAAUGUGCCUCUAGUACCUGGGGUCCAGAUUGGAAGGAGGGUGCACGAAUACCGAAAGUGCCUGUCGCAUGUGCUCAGUGCCACGAAGUGAAGGAGCCACGAAAUACUGACACUUCAGGGCACACUUCCUGCACCUUCGUCCAGAAGUGAUGCCGAGACGUAACAUUAAAGGGACUAUGGAAUGA